GUCCUCCAGGCUGCAGCCCUCUCCCUCUCUCUCCCUCUCUCUCUCUCCCUCUCUCUCUCUCUCUCUCUCUCUGGAUGUCAUGAGCUGCUUGCACUGAGCUUGCACUAGUAGUGAGUGAUCAGCACCCAGUGCACACAGCGCAGCACCCUCUCCUCACACCUGGGUGCCACAUUCCUCAUCUCCAGCCAUCAUGGACCCUUUUGACACAGAGCUCUGCUACCCCCCGGACCCCAGCAUUGUGCAGCCUAACUGUAACGGGCAACCAGUCCCAGGACCCCCGGAGCAGGCACCCAGCAAGACCCUGGAGCUCCCAGUCCAAAUGGAGAGGGAGCAGCAGAUGAAGAUGAGUGAGAGCGGCCAGUUCAGCGACCUGGUGGAGAACAGAGGUUUAUUAGAAAGCAGCACAAAACUUAAGCCGCACGAAGCCCAAAACUACAGGAAAAAGGCCUUAUGGAUAUCAUGGUCGUCAAUCGUUGUCACGUUGGUGUUGGCGGUUGCAGCCUUUACCGUCUCUGUGAUGAGGUCUAGUGCGUCAUCAUUUGGAUUUGCAUUUGAUGCCGUUCUGGAUGUCUUAUCCUCAGCUAUCGUCUUAUGGCGUUACAGCAACGCAGCGGCCGUACACUCGGCGCACAGGGAAUACUUAGCCUGCGUGAUCCUGGGGGCAAUAUUUAUGGUGUCAGCGAUGUGCAUUGUGGCGAAAGCCAUCCAUGACCUCUCCAUCCGAGUGCUGCCAGAAGUUGAUAACUUUUUAUUCAGUGUCUCCAUUUUAAGUGGAAUUCUCUGCACUCUAUUGGCUAUCGUGAAAUUCAUGUUGGGGAGAGUCCUGACGAGUCGAGCGCUCAUCACUGAUGGAUUUAACUCUUUGGUGGGCGGCAUCAUGGGAUUCUCCAUCCUCAUUAGCGCCGAGGUGUACAAGCACAACUCGUCAGUUUGGUACCUGGAUGGAUCUGUCGGGAUCUUGAUCGGACUAAUAAUUAUGGGUUAUGGACUCAAAUUACUAUUGGACAUGGUUCCUCGCGUGAGGCAGACUCGUCACUAUGAGAUGUUUGAGUGAAGGAUCCGGGGAUGGGGGCUUAUUCGCUCCCCAAAAACUUUUUUUUAUCACAACUGAGAGCAGCAAAUCUUUCAAUGGUGUGUUACCCACUUAUACCGUUGGGUUGUAUGAAAAUUCAAAACUCUAUAAUGUCCCCUCUUCGCCAAUUACCAUUUAUCGGAGCGGCGUGCGAAGGCCAAACCUCAACAGUGACGCGUCCUGAAGAAGCAGCGCACAAACCUCUGAGAAAUGGACUAAUGUUAUUUGUAUCUAUGAGUGUUCUGUACGAAUCUACAAGAGUGGACCCCGACAUGGCCGUCCAAGGACACAACAGCUGUAUGACGCUGCAAGCCACAGAGUAUUUUUCUAUAUAGGUAUAUACUAUAUAUGUGCAUAGCGGCCUCAUGAACUCCGUGUAUACCAUGAUCACUCCUCAAGCACAGACUGAACCCCAAAAUCCAGAGCACAGCGCAGGGCGACAAAAAUCACUCAGAUAGCUCAUUCUAAAAAUACUACUAUGUGCUUAUAUCUAUAUUUUUGUCCAUAGGGGACAGCAUAGUUGUGAUUUUUUUUCCAUAGGGGUAGUAGUCCUUUAGAUAUUCUGCUUAGUUUGGCAGGGAAAGUGGUGGAAUGGGCUUAACCUUUGACAACCUUUUUUGGUAAUCCAAAAAUGAGCUCAGAGCAGUUGUCGCUUCCGUUCCGAACUCUUCUAGGCAAAAGUCUUAUGAAGCGCAUUAGCCAGCAGGGGGCAACAAUGAGCACAGGAGAAAGAUGGAAUCUGUGCUCCAUGACAUUGUUACCAUUUAACUUAAAGUGAAUGUCCAUCUUUGAAUACCAUUUUUUAUUUAAAUAUCCCACAUUGUAUGCUAAUUUCUUCAUAUAGCUUUAUAGCACUGGAGAUUUGAACUUUCUUUGUCUGACCCAGAGCUCUAGAUCCC
Messenger RNA from Bufo bufo (common toad), 1971 nucleotides. It is a transcript of the gene TMEM163, whose product is annotated as transmembrane protein 163. Gene Ontology annotation, molecular function: zinc ion binding. The transcript has 8 exons. Lineage: Eukaryota; Metazoa; Chordata; Amphibia; Anura; Bufonidae. Gene Ontology annotation, cellular component: synaptic vesicle membrane. The record is from RefSeq and is a predicted model, not a curated record. Bases 191 to 1054 code for a protein of 287 amino acids.